CAAACUCUUCUCAUGACAUCAUGACGAAUCGGAGCUUCUAGCAGGUCCGAUGUGGAAACUUGAAAUAUGAUCAUCUCAGCUUUUUCUCCCCUUUUCCAUGCAUCUUUUUGAAGUUUCUGAAUUAGAGUCUACGGAAGAAGAGUCACUGAUAAGUCGAACAGUAACUCGAUUUCCAACAUCUUCGUUCACCCAGUCUACGAAAACCAACACUUCCCCUCGCUCACCAUAUCACGAACUUGCACAACUCGAAGAAGCUAUCUAUCACCAAAGUCACCAUGUCCGCCCCCGUAGCAGCCUCCUCGGCCACCGCGCCCCCUAUCGACGUGAGCAACCUCUUCUCCGUCAAGGGUCUUGUCGCUCUCAUCACAGGCGGUGGUUCCGGAAUCGGCCUAAUGAUGACUCAAUCCCUCGCCUCGGCCGGCGCUAAACGUAUCUACAUUGCCGGUCGCCGCCUUUCCGUCCUGCGAUCCGCCGCCCACAAAAUCAACUCCUCUCUCCCCCAGAACCAGAACCCGAACCAGGAACCGGUAGUCGUCCCCCUCGAAUGCGACGUCACCUCCCCUUCUUCCCUCUCCUCUCUCGUCUCUUCCAUCAGUUCCGAUCCGUACACCGGCUACCUAAACCUGCUCGUCUGCAACGCCGGCGUCGGCGGGCCGCAGGUUUCUGUCGUUGACAAAGAGACUGGCCAAGCAAAGAGUCUCUCAGAGUUUCGCCAACAAGCUCUGGCGGUGGACUUUGACAAGGAGUGGGAGCAGACGUUUAGAGUGAAUGUGGGCAGCGUGUGGUAUACGAGUAUGGCGUGUUUGGAACUUUUGGAGAAGGGGAAUACGUUGGCGGCGCAGCAGCAGCAGGAGGGACAGGGACAGGGACAGGUGGUGUGGAGGGAGAGUGCCAGUCAGAUUGUGGUGACGAGCUCGAUUGCGGCUCUCAAUAAGGCGGCUCCGGGCGGGUGGGCUUAUGGAGUGAGUAAGGCUGCGGCGACGCAUGUGGGGAAGCAGUUGGCUACGCUGUUGCCUAGGUGGGGGAUUCGGUGAGUUUUUGGUUCUUUUCUUUUCUUGUCCUGUUGUUUCGCGAUGAAGGACUGGAUGGAGGGAAUGUGGUGAAGAGUAGGGGGGAAGAGGUGAAGAAAGAGGUGAAAAAAGUUGGACAGACUGGCGGCUUUCAAGUGAGAAAAGUUGGGAAUAUGGUUCGGGACGAGUGUCCCUGUAAGCCCAACUCCUGGAGGCUUCUUGGUUUGUUGUCUUAUCCUGCAACGUAAUUUGCCCCGGCCUCUUCCCCUCCGACAUGGCCGCUCCCAUCGUCCAAGCCGCUGGCGGCUCCAUGACCGGUGGAGGUGUCAUCCCUCUCGACAAGAAGACGGUCCCUCUCGGUCGCAUGGGCGAUGAGUUUGACAUGGCUGGGCAAAUCCUUUAUCUGGCUUCGCGGGCCGGAGCGUACCUGAAUGGAAACGUGAUUGUCGUCGACGGUGGACGGUUGACUACGUUUCCUAGUACUGGGUAUUAAGUAACAGAAGAUGGGAUGGUGCUGGGUACGAAGGCGUGGGGUGUUUUUGGGGAAGGAGAUAGUAGAUAUGGACAGGUGAGGGAAAAUGGGAGGUAUAAAGAGGGUAGAGAAUAAGAGCCUGUUAACUGUUCGUAGACUUGAUGGUUGAAU
This is a messenger RNA of Neurospora crassa OR74A, 1653 nucleotides long. It is a transcript of the gene mig-10, whose product is annotated as short chain dehydrogenase/reductase, variant 3. The transcript has 4 exons. Gene Ontology annotation, molecular function: oxidoreductase activity. The record is from RefSeq and is a predicted model, not a curated record. The coding region runs from base 276 to 1034 and encodes 252 amino acids. Lineage: Eukaryota; Fungi; Ascomycota; Sordariomycetes; Sordariales; Sordariaceae.